Molecule: messenger RNA, 432 nt
Organism: Pyricularia oryzae 70-15
Lineage: Eukaryota; Fungi; Ascomycota; Sordariomycetes; Magnaporthales; Pyriculariaceae
Exons: 1
Biological process (GO): carbohydrate metabolic process; chitin catabolic process
Cellular component (GO): extracellular region
Molecular function (GO): chitin binding; chitinase activity
Source: RefSeq, a predicted model, not a curated record
GUCCCGCCUGAAAAUCUUGUACUGGGCAUUCCCCUUUAUGGCCGGACUUCCCAAAACACAACGGGGCCGGGUAGACCCUUUUCAGGGAUCGGCAAUGGAUCCUGGGAACCCGGUGUUUGGGACUACAAAGCGUUGCUACGGUCGGGUGCUGUGGAGAUAUACGACGCCAGAAUUGGUGCUUCUUUCAGCUACAAUACUCUAACAAAAGAAUUUGUGACGUAUGACACAUUGAAAAGCGUUAUUCAGAAGGUCGAAUACACUAAGGCCAAGGCGCUUGGCGGCAGCAUGUUCUGGGAAAUUUCAGCAGAUCGUACUGACGAUAAAAGCCUUACCCUUGCCAGUGCCAAGCUGGGAUCGCUUGACCGCUCGCAGAACUGGCUCAGCUACCCGCAGAGUAGAUACGAUAAUAUUCGCAAUGGCCCUAGGGGCUAG